AUGGACGAUCCGGAUAAUAGGAUCUCUGUUCUUUGUCUCGGUCCUAAAGGCUCUGGGAAGACGACGUUAUUGAAAAAAAUACAGAAUGCUGAAGGAAUAGAUUAUACUUACAGCCCCGUCCCCACUAUUGGAACGAAUAUUUACGAUGUCCCGUACAUUAACAAACAGGGAAAGAAACAAGUUCUCAGCAUUAGAGAAGUUGGUGGGGAAAUGGCUCCUUUAUGGAGUAAUUAUUAUGAAGGAGUGGAAAAGGUGAUAUUCGUGGUGGACACUUCCAAUUUAUGUCAAAUUUCUUCUGCGGCGGUUAUGCUUUACACCCUUUUAGCUGAGCCGAAAUUAAAAAAAGCAAAGUUUAUUCUGGUUUUGAGCAAAAUGGAUGCAGCCUACAGGCAAAUGCGCAAUGAGGCGUUACUUAUGCUCCAAUACACUCGGCUGUGCAAUGAACUACCGAACGCGCCGGUGUUACUUGAAGCGUCUCCUUUAACAGAUGAGGGACUGGAUAUUCUAAAACCAUAUUUAACCGAAACAAAACGAGUUACAGUCCCGGUGCCCGCUUUGAAAUAA
Molecule: messenger RNA, 564 nt
Organism: Danaus chrysippus (African queen)
Lineage: Eukaryota; Metazoa; Arthropoda; Insecta; Lepidoptera; Nymphalidae
Source: the annotation of a GenBank genome assembly